AUGGGCGAACAAAGCCCCUCUAGCAAAGUUGAUGAUGCUAGCGAGCACGCAGAUAGUAUCAAAUUUCGAAGCUCCGAGUUCAAACUAAAGCCAGACCAGCUGGCCGAGCUUCAUGACCCCAAGUCGAUGGCAGCGUUCGUGAACCUGUUUGAUGAAGAUCCCAACAACUUGUACACGUUCCUAGGGACUGACAAAGGCUCCGGUCUCAAUAUUGCAGACGAAGAUGUCACGGAAACUGAGCGCUACAAAAUAUACGGUGACAACCGGAUCCCGCAGCGGAAACCAAAGUCGUUUCUAGAGCUAGCAUGGGAGGCGUUCCAAGACCGUAUCAUGAUCCUUUUAACAGUAGCAGCUGUGAUAUCUUUUGCUUUAGGGCUGUAUGAAACGCUGGGACAACCGCCUGAGUACGACUCGGAGGGUAAAGAGAUCACCAAAGUUGACUGGGUUGAAGGAGUCGCGAUCAUGAUCGCUGUACUCGUAGUUAUCUUGGUUGGAUCUGCGAAUGACUACCAAAAAGAACUCCAAUUUUCUAAGCUGAACAACAAGAAAAACGACCGUGAAAUUAUUGUACUGCGGAAUGGUGAUGAGCAUCUGAUUUCCAUCCAUGAUAUUCUCGUCGGCGAUAUUAUAGUACUACAAACAGGUGACGUUGUGCCAGCUGACUGUGUUCUAGUAAAGGGAUCAUGUGAAUGUGAUGAAUCGGCCCUUACGGGUGAGUCCCAAACCAUCAAAAAAGCCUCUAUUGACGUUGCGUGCUCAAAGUACAAGCAUUUGAGCGCUAACGACGCUGCAAUAGACAUUGGUGUUCGUGCAGCGGAGAAAGUUCCCGAUCCCAUGCUGAUAUCUGGGUCUAAGCUGCUUUCAGGCCUUGGUCGCGCUGUGGUGACCUCUGUGGGGGUAAAUUCCGUUCACGGUAGGACAUUAAUGUCGUUGAAAGUCGAAAACGAAACAACUCCCUUGCAAGAGAGGCUUGAUAGCUUAGCCAACAGUAUUUCUGUUUAUGGCUCGGUCGCCGCAUUGAUUUUGUUUAUUGUCUUGUUUAUUCGGUUUCUGGUUAACCUAAAAAAGGGAGGGCACCUAAGUGGCUUGUCGCCUGCCCAAAAAGGCUCUAGAUUCAUGAAUAUUUUCAUUGUUGCUAUUACAAUUAUUGUGGUGGCUGUUCCCGAAGGACUACCACUCGCUGUGACCUUGGCGCUGGCUUUUGCAACCACGAGGAUGGCCAAAGAUGGCAAUCUAGUGAGGGUAUUGAGAGCGUGCGAGACAAUGGGAUCUGGUACCGCUGUAUGUUCUGACAAAACUGGCACUUUGACAGAAAACCGCAUGACUGUGGUUAAGGGUUUUCUCGGGACAACGCAUUUUGAUGAAACUGAGGAAACGUCGGAAGUGGUUGAACCUGAAGAUCACAUAAUAUCGAAAGACUGCCCUCAGGCCACAAAGAAGGAUCUUUUGGUUAACAUAACAUUGAACUCUACCGCGUUUGAAAACAAGGAUGAUGAUGAAGGCAUGGAAUCUAAUGAAAACCCCUUCCAUAAGCCGAGGAAAACACUUUUUCCUUGGAGUCGCAACAAUAGAAAGGAAAGGCACACCACUGCUAAUGAACUGAUCGAGAACGCUCCGGACCAGGACAGAGAGCCUUUCAUAGGUUCAAAGACUGAAACUGCUCUUCUUUCUUUUGCCCGGAAGCACUUGGAUAUGCAGGAUCUACAGAACUAUCGGGAACACCCAGAAAAUCUGGAUGUUGCAGAAGUAGUCCAGGUUAUUCCUUUCGAGAGUGUCAGAAAGUGGGGAGGCGUUGUUCUCAAGUACAAUGACGGCACAUACAGAUUUUUCAUCAAGGGCGCGGCAGAGUUGAUAUUGAAAAGAUGCAAGCAGAAGAGGACCUCAGAUGGGAAGUCAGGCUCAAUUUCGGAGGAAGACUUUGAAAGCGCCAGUCGAACAAUCACUGGACUGGCUGCAGAUGCGUUGAGAGCAAUUUCCUUGGCGCAUAGGGACUUCUUGAAUUGUCAAAGCUGGCCACCGGAGGAACUGCAAGAUCCAGCGGACCCAAGCUUAGCCUUACCAGACCGUCUCUUUGGGGAUGAGGUCUCAUUUUUGGGCUCACACACCGAUCCUAGUGGAGUGCCAAAAGAGGGUUUGGUACUGGACGCAAUUGUGGGUAUUCAGGACCCCCUCCGGAAAGGCGUGAGGGUUGCUGUGGAACAAUGUCAAAAAGCUGGUGUCACAGUUAGAAUGGUCACCGGUGAUAACAUCUUGACAGCUACGGCAAUUGCCAGGAAUUGCAGUAUCUUGCAAGGAGGAUUCGCUGACGAUCCUGACAGCUCAAUGGAAGGCCCCAAAUUCCGGAAAUUGGCCACUAAGGAGCGUCGGCGUAUAGUCCCUAAGCUCAGGGUUCUUGCUAGGUCGUCACCGGAAGACAAGAGAAUACUGGUUGAGACUUUAAAGGAAAUGGGUGAUGUCGUGGCUGUUACAGGCGACGGCACAAAUGAUGCUCCUGCUCUAAAGCUUGCCGACGUCGGUUUCUCUAUGGGUAUUUCUGGUACAGAAGUUGCAAGAGAAGCUUCUGAUAUUAUCUUGAUGACCGACGAUUUCUCUGCGAUCGUAAAUGCUAUCAAAUGGGGUAGGUGUGUCUCAACCUCAAUCAAAAAAUUUAUUCAAUUUCAAUUGACUGUCAACAUCACUGCUGUUGUUCUUACGUUUGUUUCUGCUGUCGCAUCUGCUGAGGAGACCUCUGUUUUAACAGCGGUUCAGUUGCUUUGGGUGAAUUUGAUCAUGGACACAUUGGCUGCUUUGGCUCUUGCUACGGACAAGCCUGACGAGAACAUUUUGGACAGAAAACCUAGAGGCAGAGAAGCACCUUUGAUAACCGUUUCUACCUGGAAAAUGAUUUUGGGGCAAUCAACCCUUCAGCUUAUUGUAACAUUUGUUCUACACUUUGCGGGGAAACAGAUUUUUUUCCCUCACAAAGCGCACAUAACUGGGCAUGAACAACAACAGCUUAACGCUAUGACAUUCAACACGUUUGUAUGGCUGCAGUUCUUCAAGCUCAUCGUAACACGGAAGCUAGACGAGGCGGAUGGCAUUUCAAACGUCAGAGAUAGAAUUACGGCGUCUAACUUAAACUUCUUCCAGGACCUUUUCAGAAACUACUACUUUUUGGUAAUCAUCCUUUUAAUCGGAGGUUUCCAAGUUUUGAUUAUGUUUGUCGGAGGUGCUGCGUUUUCAAUUGCUAAACAGACAGGCGCCAUGUGGGCAACCGCGAUAAUUUGUGGCAUGCUGUCUCUCCCAGUAGGUGUUAUAAUCAGGAUUAUACCAGACGAGUGGGUUCUCAAGGUAUUCCCCUCGCGGUUCGUGAAAAUGAUUCUUUAUGUCCUAGGGUUCAAAUUUUUGAGAAAGUCAGGAAAUAAAAACGAAGAAGAAGAGUCCUUACUAGACAGUAAUAGCGAUGCUAAAUUAGUCGGUUCAACAGCUUUCGAGAGAGCUAAGACAGAAAUGCUGGCGUUUAAAGAUCAUGUGGGGCUUGAUAACAACCACUUGAAUCCUUUUCAAGCCUACAAAAAGUGGAGACAUUCUUCUUCUUCAUCAGCAGGGUCUGAUAGUGAGGAAAGCCACUACUAUAUAGCUUCUGCUACAAUGGUACCGACGUUGGUUGGUGGCGCUGUCGGUGGCUUCUCCCAUAUCACUAUGAAGGAUGGGCCGUCCGACAAGAAGGCCAGUUGA
This is a messenger RNA of Lachancea thermotolerans CBS 6340, 3717 nucleotides long. It is a transcript of the gene PMC1, whose product is annotated as calcium-transporting ATPase PMC1. Gene Ontology annotation, molecular function: P-type calcium transporter activity; ATP hydrolysis activity; ATP binding. Gene Ontology annotation, cellular component: membrane; intracellular membrane-bounded organelle. The record is from RefSeq and is a predicted model, not a curated record. Gene Ontology annotation, biological process: calcium ion transmembrane transport; intracellular calcium ion homeostasis. The transcript has a single exon. Lineage: Eukaryota; Fungi; Ascomycota; Saccharomycetes; Saccharomycetales; Saccharomycetaceae. Bases 1 to 3717 code for a protein of 1238 amino acids.